Messenger RNA from Eimeria tenella, 561 nucleotides. Its product is annotated as elongation factor 1, putative. NCBI's taxonomy places the organism in Eukaryota, Apicomplexa, Conoidasida, Eucoccidiorida, Eimeriidae. Gene Ontology annotation, cellular component: cytosol. The transcript is spliced from 3 exons. Gene Ontology annotation, biological process: translational elongation. Bases 1 to 561 code for a protein of 186 amino acids. Gene Ontology annotation, molecular function: translation elongation factor activity; guanyl-nucleotide exchange factor activity. The record is from RefSeq and is a predicted model, not a curated record.
AUGCCGCUGUCCGCAGAGAACGAACUCUAUGUCCCUUGCUACUAUUACAUCCAUUCUCAAAAAGAAUCUGGAAAACAUGCUACAGAUGACAGCGACGACAUAGACCUUUUCGGCGACGACGCGGAGGACUCUGCUGCUGCGCUGAAGCAGCUGUCAGCAGCAAAGCAGCAGCAGCAGCAGCAGCAGCGGAAGCAGAAGCAGCCCGUGGUGAACAAAUCCAUGUUGGUGAUUGAAGUGAAGCCAAAUGAUGCAGAAACGGAUUUAAAUGAAAUUGGAAAUGAAAUAAAACAAAUUCAAAUUGAAGGUCUCACUUGGGGAGAAAACCAAAAGAAAGUGCCCCUCGCCUUCGGCCUCUACAAACUCCAGGUGCAGUGCGUCAUAGUGGACGAUCUCGUGAACACAGACACUGUGAUAGAGCGCAUUGAAGAAAUUGGACUUUCGGAAGAAAACAAAAUCAAAAAAAGAAAACUUUUGGAAGAAAACGAAAACGACUCCGAAGACGAAGACGAACUCCACGGCCUCGUCCAGUCCGCCCAGAUCGUCUCCUUCAACAAACUCUAA